Molecule: messenger RNA, 8507 nt
Organism: Musca domestica (house fly)
Lineage: Eukaryota; Metazoa; Arthropoda; Insecta; Diptera; Muscidae
Gene: sty
Product: protein sprouty
Exons: 2
Coding region: 1446-3572 (708 amino acids)
Biological process (GO): negative regulation of MAP kinase activity; negative regulation of fibroblast growth factor receptor signaling pathway; animal organ development
Cellular component (GO): membrane; cytosol
Source: RefSeq, a predicted model, not a curated record
ACAUACACACAAGAAGAAGCAGAAGAAGUAUUACAAGAAAAUUUUUUUGAAAAAAAAUGGAAAAAUAAUUAACAAAUAAAUUUGUAUUAUGUGUAUGAAAGAAGUGUGUGGAUAGCAAAUAAAAACCAACAAAACACAUAGAGGAUAUAUAUGUAUAUAUAGCAGAUGAGCAAAGCCAACAAACAACAACAACAACAACAAAAAAGAAUAAAAAAUUUUAUGAAUGAAUCAAAAAAACAAACGAAGGCAAAGUUUCUCAAGAGAAACCAAAGCAAACGCAACAACAACAAGAGUGAAAAACAAUUUUUGAUAUUCGAAUACCAAACAAGAAGUGGAAUUUUGUUUAUUUCUCUGCCUAGUAAGCAAUAAAAUAUUUUCCUUAGUUUUUUAAAUGUUUUUAAUCGAAAAAAUUCAAAAAAUACAAAAUUUUUGUUUGCAACAAUUACAUAAAACCAAAACCUAAAGGCUCUCCUCCUCGCAUACACAACAAACUACACACAGAAAUACUCGACGACGACUCUUUAUGAAAACAAAACAACAACAAGAAACACAAUCGUUCGUGCACACACAAAACACACACAAAACUCAUUGCCCAUUUAACUAAACAGAAAAAACAACAACAAAGAGCAAAAGAGAAGAGUAGUAGUUGUAGUAGUGUCAGCCAGUCAAACAAAUGAUCAAUGCGCUCUAUUCAACAACUUACAAAACUAAGAAAAUAAACAACAAAAUACAAAAAAGUAAAAAUCAAGAAGAAGAAGAAUCACCAGUCAGCAUCUAAAAACAACAACAAACAGCAUUAUAGUGAACAUCAAAAAAUCCAACGAACCUAAGGCAAGGCAACAACAAAACAUACGCAUGCACGCACGCAUGCACAUCUGUCUGUCAUUUCCUGUGGAUUAUUAUUAUUGUUACACCAACAGCAACAAAAACCAACGGCAAAUAAGUUUUUCUUCUUCUUUCCACUCUCAGUGUGUGUGUGUCUCUCUCUCUCGCGGCCAGUCCAUGUUUCCUGGUGCAAGAGUUGUUUUUUUUUGUAGAGUAAUGGUUUUCUUCGUCGUCGUCGUCGUCUUUUAAAAGAAAAUCAAAACCAAACAAAAUUUAUAAACAAACACCUUCGACCCCCUCAACAAAAAAGGAUUAAUUGCAGUUAUUUUUUAUUUAAAAAACAAUUGGAUUGCUUUUUACAAAAAAUAAAGCAAUCGCCUGGGAAGUUUAAGAAUUUUCAACCACAUUCGAGACCCGCUUAAGCCUAAAAGCCUACGAAACCCUUACAACAAAUCGCCUUUUGUUAUUUAAUUUGAAGAAGUGUAAGGCAGGAAAAAACCAUCCCGCAAAACUACGCCACCUCUGCCUGUGUGCGUAAAAGGAGGAUGAGGGAAACUGAUGGUCCCCGGCAUAAGUUUCGAGGGGAUUGAGGUCUUUUAAACAGAGUAGUUGAACGCUACAUGGAUCGCAGAAAUGGCGGCGAUCCCUUGGCGCCUCCUCGGCCCCCUAAAUUAUUACCAAAAAUCCAUCGUCCCCGAGCUCCCGAGCCAGAGAUGAUGAAUACAACAACAACAACAGCGAUCAAUAAUCAUCAUACGACAACAACAUCAGCGGCAACAUCUGCAUCCGGAAGACAAACGGAAGUUAUAAACCAUACACCUCAAUGUACAAAUCAAACGGAUUUAAGUCGGAAUAAUAACUUGAAUCAGCAGCAGCAACAACAACAAUUUAGUAUUAACCAACAAACAUUGGCGGCACACAACAGCACAAUUCCCAUAGCAUCAUCGCCAUCAACAGCAGCAACAACAUCCUCCAACAGCAGCACUUCCGCUUUGCUGGUUGGCCCCCCACCUCCCAUACGCUACAAUCGUGUCAGUUGCAACAACAAUCACAUUGGCAACAUUGAUGUCAUCACCCAGCAGCCAGCGUCCGGAGGCAUAGCAGACGAUUAUCAGAUACAUCAUUUAACCUAUUUACCCCAAAGACCCAGCAAUUUGAGUCGCAACGGUAGCCAAAUUAGCUCCAAUUCAACCACGACCAAUACAUCAACGACCUCGGUGGGUGGUGUCUCCUCGUCGACGACGGCCUCGACAAACAACGGUAUUAUUGCGGCGAAUAGUUUUACCAGACGCCGACCCCCACCAACACCAACAGCCGCCUCACCGGUCUUGGGUAAUUCGGCAGCAGUGCCGCUGCUAACGGCAAUAAGUGGCAGCCACCACCAGCACCACAGCAACAACAAUUUCCUUAAUCAUUUCCAUACCACAGAGCCGGUGCCAUUAUCUACCGUCACACUGGCGCAACCUAGACCCGAGUCCGAACGACUCGGCAAUGAGUAUGUGGACACACCGUUGCGCACGGCCCAACAGCUGCAGAAUGCAACGCGUAUCCAACAUCCGGCCGGCGAGCAUGACAAUGGUCAGACCACAACGCAUCACCUGCUACUGCUGCCGCAGCGCGAGUUGCGCCAACAGCAGCAGCAUCAGCAACAACAGCAUCAAGUCCACCACCAUCAUCAUCAGCAAACCCAAAGGCAUGCGACCUCAGCUGCUGGCUCAGCGACCUCAGCACUGCCCCUGGGCAUUGAUGGCACGGACGGCAUUCUACAUUCACAGCACCCCCACCACAACCACCAUCUGCACCAGCAUCUGGCCCCCAAGGGUUCAGCGGUGACGGGCAAACUAUCACCAACGCCAGCGGAUACAAGGGGCGGCUUUGCCCUAUCCGCCGGCGGCCUGCAACCCCUCAAUCAACCAAUCACAAAACAACCCGCCUUGUCAAGCAAUGCUGCAAAUUCCUGUAAAUUCGCCAAGGAGCUACCGGCCCUCGAUGAACUGCUGGACAUGCACAACAUUGCCACCGGCAUACCCACAUCGCAUGGCAUGAUAUCGGCCGUGAAUGGGGCCAGUCCGCUGACGGGACCCAUGGUGAUUGGUGGCAGUGAAGGUCCCUCAUCGUUGAAUCCCAUAACAUGCCCGCGUUGUGAACGCUGUCGUUGUGAACAGUGCCAGAGUCCCCGGCCCCUGCCCCAGACGUGGGUGUGCAACAAGACCUGUCUGUGCAGUGCCGAAUCCAUUAUCGACUAUGCCUCGUGUCUGUGCUGUGCCAAGGCCUUAUUCUAUCACUGUGCACGGGACAAUGAUCUGGACUGUGACGAUGGAUCGGGUACGCCUUGUGUGGACAAUCCUUGUUCGUGUGGACCCUAUAAGCGGACCCAACGAUGGGGUUGGCUGGGAGCCCUGUCCCUGGUAUUGCCCUGUCUGUGGUGCUACUGGCCCAUGAGGGCAUGUGUGGCGGCGUGUGAAAAGUGUUAUGGCCGUUUUGCAAGGCGUGGCUGUCGUUGCCAGCAAAUUGGUUCCACCUCCAGUAUGUUCCCCAUAACAUCGAUUGGCAACAACGGCAACAAUGUUAUGGUCCUCAGCAAUGGCGGCGGCGUCAGUGGUGGUGGCAAUGCUGCCACAAAUGCCUCCAACAACUCGAAACUCCAUCAUCAUCACAAUGAAUGCAAUAGUGCGGCAAAUCGAAUACUAAGAAAGGGAGAUUUAACACCCGAGAAACGUUUACUUGAUUCCAGUCCAGAGUAUUAGGAGAAUGGUAAUUUUUUUUUUUGGUAAAUUCCCAAACCGUACAAAUGGCAACACUUGACAGGAAGGCGAAAUGAAAACAAAGAAACAAAAAGGGGUAACGUGUUAUCAUCCCUUUUGUCAUGGCAAAACAGAGAAAGAAGAAGAAGCAGCAGCAGCACAAUAACCGUUGAGUGGCCAGGCCACUGUCACUGCAAUUGCGAUAACAAAUUGCGAGGCUUUAUCGUUAGCUAUCGAUUGGUAUGGCAUUGGCAAACAAACAAAUAUGGAACCAAGAACAAAAACAAAAUAUCGAAGCAUUUAUGUUGUAAAUAUGUAUAAUUAUUCUAUUAUAUAAUGACGAAGAAAAAAAGCAGAAGAAGAAGAAGAGUAUGAAAAGCAGCAAAAACUUUAAUUAUAACUAUUGAGCAGAAAUAUAUGUUUAAAGACAAAUGUGAGGAAAAGCAAAACAAAACAUGAAAGAAAACCAAACUAACUAAACUGUAUUUAGAUAAAAUCUCACCCCCUCCCCCCCCACACAACUUCACUAAAAAUCAAAUCACCUGCAUAAAUGUUUUUCAACAUUUUUUUUUUACAAUUAUUAUUUCAAAAAUAAUAAUGGCAAAGAAGAAGUAGAAGAAAAAUGGAAAACAAAUAUCACUUAAAAAGAAAAUGAAAAAUAAAAACUAUUAUUACAAAAAAAAAAAAAUAAAAAAAAGAAAUAUACAAAUUAUAUGCAAACAAUUUAUAUGUAUUUGGAGAUCAUGGCCUUUAUUGAGGGUUGCGAAAAAUGGAGGCAAACAAGAGACUAAUAUAUGAUCUUUAAGAUCGCAAAAUGUUACAUAGACAUUUGUAAACGGGCCCAAGAAGUAGCUCUCUUGGUGUAAUGAACUCCCAAAAUUAGAAGAAAAGGGAAGGAAGAGAGCAAGUUUUUGCUGAGAAGUAAGGGAGAAAGAAUUCAAUUGUAACAGUUGCAAGGGAACUUUAAAACAGAGCCAGGCAAAGAGCCACACUUUUAAGAGCAAUACUAUUCCAUAGAGAUUUGUAAACGGGUCAAAAAAGUAGCUCCCUUCGUUUAAGGAAUUCCCAAAAUUAAAAGAAAAGAGAAUAGAUGCGAAGGAAGGGAGCAAGUUUUUGUUGAGAAGAAAGGGAGAGAGAAUUCAACUGUAACUGUUACAAAGGAACUUCAAGUGUUUGAUUUGAAACAGGGCCAGUCAAAGAGUCUGACUUUUAUGCUCUCCCACAUUUGUUACUCUCCGUUUACAUUACUUUUCAAUGCUUCUGAUUGUGAGUGUGGAGAGAAUGUCGCCCAUUGAAGACACGCAUGCCAGCUUUUGUUUAACCCUGGUUUAGAAGUACUUUAAAAGAAAUAUGUAGAAUUUAAUGUUUUAAUUCUGAAUUUCUAAAAAGGAAACAGUGAAUUCUCUUCUGAAAAUUUCAUUUCCAGAGUUGCCAUAUUUUAUAUAUAGUAUGUCGUGUAAGAUUUUCUUUCCCUUAAUGAUAUUCAAAGGUUUGUCCGUGAACCAAGAAAUCAACCAAAUUGGAAGUUAAACCAUUUAUUUCAAAUAAAAUACACUUAAGCUCGAAUAUAGUUUUCAUUGUGAAGAAAAAUAUAUUGAUUAAAAUGGGUUGUCCGUUAUGUUUGGCUGAUUUUUGGAGGUCAAAUGGCUUUAUAAAUUGGGAAAUUAUAGAAUUUUUUUAAUUGGGAAUUUUCAAGAAAAAAAUAUAUAAAUAAAUACGGUGAACAUGUUAUUCUCCAUAUUCUAAAUGAAGGCCGAUUUUGUAGGGUAAACUCUAAAAACGGGGAAAAAUAAGGGAAUUUUUUUUUAUAUUUUAGGGACUAUUUGAGUAAAAAGUGGGGAAACUGUGGCUAUUUUCAAACAAAAAAAAACGGGAAAAGCUGUAAACAUUGUUUUGGAGAUUUUUAAAUAUUUUGGAAUGCCUUCAAAAAAAGGUGAAAUUUUUAAUUUUUUCUUUUGUAGGGUAAACACUAAAAACGAUGGAAUUUUCAUUUUUUUUAAUUCAUUAAAAUUUCAAUUUCAUAAGAAAGCUGUAAAUUUAAACCAAACCAAAAAAAAAACGGCAAAAUUGGGGGAUUUUUGUAACUGCUAAAUCCCACUUUUGGAAUUUUGUUUCUGAAGUGAAUCUUUCUAAUGUUUUCUAAUGUUUCUUUCUAAUGUUUAAAAAAAAAUAAAAAUAACAAAAAUUUUAGGGGGAACAAAAAAUCACUAUAGCAUUGCUUUCCAAAUUUCAAACUUGAAGAAAUGUGUUUUUUAUUUUUAAAAAUUAAGAAAAUAUAUGUUUUGAAAAAAUGGUCCCCGAUUUUUUUUAACAAAAAAAUUCCCCAAAAAUCUCCAAAAUUGGAAAAAUGAUGGAAUUUUUCGGUCAAAAAAUUUGCCAAGAAUCCCAAAAUUUUAAAAAAAUAUAUAAUGAAAUUUUUUAAGGGGAACGAAAAAUCACCAAAACAUUGCUUUCCCAAUUUCAAACUUGAAGAAAUGUUUUUUUUUAUUUUUGAAAAAAGUGUUCCCCGUUUUUUCUGUCAAAAAAUUCCCUAAAAUCCCCAAAAUUGGAAAAAAAAAUAAUGGAAUUUUUAAGGGGAACGAAAAAUUACUGAAACAUUGCUUUCUGAAUUUAAAACUUGAAGAAACAUUUUUUUUCUCAUUUUUGAAAAAAAUGUUUUAACAAAAAUUUUCCCCGUUUUUUUCGGCCAAAAAAUUCCCCAAAAAUCCCCAAAAUUGGAAAAAAUUGAAUUUUUUAGAGAGAAUAAAAUCAAUAAAAUAUUGAUUUUCCAAUUUUAAACUUAAAGAAUUUCUUUUUUAUAUUUUGUGAAAAAAAAAAUUAAAAAAUGUUCCCCGUUUUUUUCGGUAAAAAAUUACCCAAAAUUGAAAAAGAAAUAAUGGAAUUUUUUAAGGGUAAGAAAUGAAAUCACUAAACAUUGCUUUUCUAAAUUUCAAAAAACUUGAAGAAAAAAUGUCUUGGUUUUUCGGUCAAAAAAUUCCCCAAAAAUCCCCAAAAUUGAAAAAAAUAAUGAAUUUUUUUUAAGGGGAACAAAAAAUUCCCCAAAAUUGGAAAAAUAAUGGCAUUUUUUAGAUUUAGAUAAUUUUAAUAAAUAAAUGAUGAUUUCUUUAUGUUUUUGAAAAAAAGUGUUUUGAAAAAAUGUUCUCCGUUUUUUGGACAAAAAAUUCCCCAAAAAUCCCCAAAAUUGGAAAAAUAAUGGAUUUUUUAAGAGUAACGUAAAAUCACUAAAACAUUGUUUUCCUAAUUUCAAACUUUAAAAAAUAAUAAUAAUAAUAAUAAAAAAAUAAUUGAAAAAAUGUUCCAGGAUUUUUUGGACAAUAAAUCCCCCAAAAAUCCCCAAAAGUUGAUAAUCUAAUUUUUUAUUGAAUAUUCCUUUAAAAACAAACUAUUACAAUUGAAAUCUCUCCAUUUACGGAAACCCCGAUUACAAAUGCAACAACAGCAACAACCUUCAAUAAGGCCAAUCCCAAAUACAAUAUUGAGAAAAGUAAAACAUAUGACAGCAGUAAACAAAAUUCACAUCCCUAUUAACAGAAAAAGAAAGUAAAUUAAAAAAAAAAAAAACAACUAUACAUAAUGUAUGUAUAUACUAUAUAUAUGUACAAGAUAUGUAGUAUAUACCAAAAAAAAAAAAGAUAAAAACAAAUCCCAAAAUCAACCCAUAUACUAUAUAUGUAGCUAAUAUAUAUAGGUAUUUUAUGUAUGAAUGAAUGAAAUACGAAAAAAAAAACUGAAAACUAAUUAUUAAUUAUACAUAUAAACACACAAACACAUAUAUACAUAUAUGUAAAUAUAAUAAUUAAUUGAUAAAUGAGAAAAAAAGAAAACUGAGGAAAAAAUUCAAAUAAAAAACAAAAACAAAACACUCAAAUAUAUUUCACCUGUAUAUAUACAUAUAAACAAAAAGGAAAACCACACACACACAAACAGCAUAUACAUAUAUAUAAAUAAAAAAUAUAUAUAUAUAUUUAAAAAAUAUAAAGAAACAUAUAUAAACAAAUAAAUGAAUAACCAAAGACUGCAAACAGAUAAUUACUAAUAAUUAGAAAUGUUAUUUAAACUAUUACAAAAAAAAAACAACAAACAAACAAGAAAGAUGAAGAAGAACAGAAAAUAAACAAAAAAUGAUCAUACGUCAAGAAAUGAUGAAAUUCAAAAACAAAAAAAAAAGAAAUAGAAAAAUAAACUUCCAUAGAUCCAGGAAAUAUUCAGGCAUAAAAAAAUCUUGGAAUAUCAAUUUCAAAAUUCAUUACAGUUUCAGUUUGUAAUUCGAGGAGUUAAAUCGAGGGAUAUGAGUACCCAUAAUUUUUGGUAUAAUUUCAUCUCGAAAUACAUUUUUUUUUGCUUUUUUCAAUUUCUUUUAAAAUUUUCCUACUUCACUCACCCUCCCAGCUUCCACAAUCAAAACACUCCGAAUGAAAAACGGGCAUUAUAAAUGGCCAAUGCUAACAAAAAACAACAACAAUACAUUACCGAAUUCAAAUAUAUAUUUUUGUCUUAAAAAAUAAACAUUUUCUGUUUCCGUUUAAAAAUUCCGAUUUUAAUUUAAAAAAUAUAUAUUUUUUGUUUUUAUUUAAUUUUUUUUUUUGUUUUUUUUUUAAUUUUAUUUUAUUACAUUUGUUCAAUAUCUAAGUCAAGUUGAAAUGGUUAAUGAAAUUUAACAAAAACAAAUUUUAUUUAUAUAUACAUAGUUUGUAUAUAUAACCUAUUAUUAUUAAUUAAUUAAUUAAAUAAUUAUUGAAAGUGAACAUAAAUUAUGAUUAAUAAUUAUUAUUAUUAUUAUUUUACUUUUUAACAGUUUUUAAGUAAUUUUUAGAAUUUUUACAUAAUUCCAUUUAAUUAUUUUUCCAUAAUUAAAUAAACAAAGAAAAAAAAACAAAAACCACAAAAAAUAACUACAGCAGAAGCAUCAAAACUGAAUGAAAACAGAAAAAAAUAAAA